UAAAGACAAUCCUUUGUUUUCUCUGAAGAUGAUGGAAUUUCCUGGAAGAAUUUAUAUAAGGGCUGAAGAUGACAUACAUUCAGCCGAACAUCAGGCCAUGGUGCAGAAAUGGCUAGGGGAAUUUGAGAAAAUAAGCCGACAAUCUUUUGUUUUCCCAGAGAAACACAUCCGAAGCUUUGGAUACGUGUUUAUCGUUAUCGGUCUGCUUUUAAUGAUUAUCCAGAUUACCUUGUCGUCUGUUCAACAUGCUUAUAUCCCAAGUCUUCUUGGUUCGGGAAUUUGGAUCGGAUUUCUUUGUAUUGCGACAGGAAUCGCAGGAGUUUAUGCAGCUGGAAAAAAAAGCAAUAAAAACUUACUGGAUUUUAUGGUCAUGACGACAAUUCUUAAUAUAUUUUCGGCCAUGAUCGUCAUUCUCAACACCAUCGGCCUUGAAAUGUAUUCCAGACUUUGUUUCUCGGGAAGAGGCAAAGAAUGGAUAGGAGAAUGUGGCCAAACAACUAUUAUAUUGCAAUCGAUUCUUGUGUUUUUGAAUAUCCUGCUGUUCCUAUUAUCGGCACUGUGUGGCGGUAUCGUUAGUAGAACGCUGGAUACAUCAUUUCAGAUUCGGACACCUCCGCUGGUGAUUUAUUAUAGCCAAAGUCCGAUCGAAGAAGUCAUCCAAACUGAAGAACAGCAGGCAUCCAAUACCGAAGACCAGCAGACAUCCAAUACCGAAAUGACGCCAGAAAACAAGGAUACCGAGCAACGUGGUGACAUGCCAAGCGAAUGAAGAGAAAUCGA
Molecule: messenger RNA, 780 nt
Organism: Daphnia carinata
Lineage: Eukaryota; Metazoa; Arthropoda; Branchiopoda; Diplostraca; Daphniidae
Exons: 5
Coding region: 29-769 (246 amino acids)
Source: RefSeq, a predicted model, not a curated record